This is a messenger RNA of Eutrema salsugineum, 1423 nucleotides long. RefSeq names its product WAT1-related protein At4g01450. NCBI's taxonomy places the organism in Eukaryota, Viridiplantae, Streptophyta, Magnoliopsida, Brassicales, Brassicaceae. Gene Ontology annotation, cellular component: plasma membrane. Gene Ontology annotation, molecular function: transmembrane transporter activity. The transcript is spliced from 6 exons. Bases 131 to 1219 code for a protein of 362 amino acids. The record is from RefSeq and is a predicted model, not a curated record.
CAACAAGUUAUUACAAAAGAGACAAUAAAAGAAGAGAGAGAGAGAGAGAGAUAAAGAGAGUGAGAGAAAGUGAGAGAGAGAGGGUUUGAUUAUUAAGUUAUUAACACACAGUUGAUCAGCCUACCCAAUCAUGGGUUAUAUCGAUGGAAAAUGGGCACCAUUGAUCAUGAUUACCGUGAUCUACAUGAUUAAUGGGAUGGUUAACGCUUUGAUUAAAAAAGUUCUUGAUGGAGGUAUUAAUCAUAUGGUUAUUGCUACCUAUCGUUUGGGUAUUUCCACCUUUUUUCUUCUUCCGAUCGCUUAUUUUUGGGAACGGAAAACAAGGCCGAAUCUAACCACAAGCAUCCUGUGUCAGCUUUUCGUCAGUGCCCUUUUUGGGGCGAGUUUGAUGCAGUAUUUCUAUUUGCUUGGGCUCAGCUACACUUCUGCUACACUGGGAUCUGCUUUCUGGGGCAUAAUGCCUGCCCUCACUUUCAUUAUGGCUUUAAUACUUGGAUUCGAAAAGCUAAAUAUGAAAACAAAAAUAGGAUACUUCGUCGUUCUUGGAGCUAUGAUAAGCUUAGUAGGAGCUUUAAUUCUUACGAUGUACCAAGGAAUCCCAUUAUCAAACUCUCAAGAACAAGCAACGAUUUCACACAUCAACACAGGACAUGAGAACUGGGUCAAAGGCUGUUUUCUUUUAUUCACAGGGGUUACACUUUUCAGUUCUUGGAUGCUUAUACAAGCCAAGAUCAACGUGAGUUACCCUUGUCCAUAUUCGAGUACGGUUAUUUUAUCGAUCUUUGGUACGCUUCAAUGCGCUCUUCUUAGCUUGAUCAAGACUAGACAUGUGGAGGAUUGGAUUCUCAGAGACAAACUCACCAUCAUCACUGUCAUUAUAGCGGGUGUGGUUGCACAAGGAAUAUGUACGGUGGGAAUAUCGUGGUGCAUCAAACAACGAGGGCCUGUCUUUACAUCAGCAUUCACUCCUGUCACACUUAUGGCCGCAACCGUGUUCGAUUUCUUGAUACUUCAUCGUAUGAUUUAUUUGGGAAGCGUUAUUGGAUCUGCGGUGGUUGUGGUCGGUUUAUACAUAUUUUUGUGGAGUAAGAGCAAACAAAUAGUUGAUUGUAAGAUCAUGAAGUUACCUACAAAUACGGUGGAAGAAGAAAAGGAAGAGGAAGACCAUACAAAUGUUAACAAAUUAGGCCAUCUUUUGGUUAUCCCCAUGACUCCUUGAUCUUCAUCCCUAAACCCUCUUGUACUUCAACGAGAGAAAGACCAAAAUGUUAACGAAAUUAAAAUAUGAAGAAGAGAAGAAAAUGCUCAUUUGAUUGUUUAUUGGACUAUUUUAUCACUUGUGUUGUAAUGUUUAACUUUUUGGAUUUUACUUUCCAUUGGAUAAGUUUGGAUACUGUAAUUUGUUUAUAUAAAUAAAUAGUAU